AUGGAAACUAAGGGAGAAGUGGAAAAAGAGAAUACACCAACAAGAAAGAAGGCUAAGAAUUCACCAUCUCAUGAGAUCCCACUAGAGCUUACACCUCAAACAACGCCAGUUCCAUUUUUCAGAGUUGUAGAUGUGUUGCACCAAAGCCCAUGCUAUGCGAAGUUCCCGAAGGAAAUUUUGUCAAACAACAGGAAACUGGAUGAGGAAGACAUGGUCAUGCUUACGAAGGAAUGCAAUGCAAUUCUUCAAAAAAAAUUACCACCAAAACUUAAAGAUCCAGGAAGUCUUACUAUCCCCUAUACUAUAGGAAAUAUUCAAUUUGAUAGAGUUAUAUUUGAUUUGGGUGCUAGUGUUAAUUUAAUGCCUCUUUUUGUUUUCAAGAAGCUUGGGAUUGGAGAAGUGAAGCCUAUAAUGAUGUGUAUGCAACUAACAUCUAGAUCAAUUACGUAUCCCUGGGGUAUUGUUGAAAAUGUUUUGGUUAAGGUGGCAAGUUCAUUUUUCUUAGCAGAUUUUGUAGCACUCAAUAUGGAAAAGGAUAAGAAAAAUCCUCUUAUUUUAGGCCGAUCGUUCCUUGCUAUUGGAAGGAUGUUGAUUAAUGUUCAAUUAGGGAAGCUCAUUAUGAGGGUGUAG
Messenger RNA from Pistacia vera, 630 nucleotides. RefSeq lists its product as uncharacterized. Lineage: Eukaryota; Viridiplantae; Streptophyta; Magnoliopsida; Sapindales; Anacardiaceae. The record is from RefSeq and is a predicted model, not a curated record. The transcript is spliced from 2 exons. The coding region runs from base 1 to 630 and encodes 209 amino acids.